AGAGAGAGAGAGAGAAAGCCCCGCCCCUCAGGUUCAGAAAGAAACUUGCACAAACUGAGCGCUCACACUCUCCCGAACACAUCAACAGGAGGACCUGGUGAUGUCAUGCUGCUGUUGGAACCAUAAUCCUGUGCCGUUUGAGAGGAGAAAUUGUUUGUUCUGAUUGGAUUAUUCGGAUGGAGGUGAAGUCAUGCUGCAGAGUUUUUAAUUGGAGAACAUACGUGUGUAAACAAGGAAUCAGUGUGAAAGAAUCAAUCAUUUACUCAGUAAAUCAGUUACUGAAAUGAUUCAUAUCACUGUCAAAUCUACAGAGAGGAGAGUGAAUCUGAUUCAGGGAAUCAUUUAAAGGAAUGAAUCAGCUGUUAGUGCAGUAUUUCAGUGAGUCGUUUACUAUGUGAAUGAUGAUAAAGAGCUGUUAGAGAGGGAGUCAGAUGUUGAAGUGAAUCAGUUUGUGAUUCAGAAAGAUUCAGUACAGACAGAUACAGUGGGGAAGGAUGGUGUACACCCCUGAGUUUGGAGAAGAGGGUGGGGCUUCUGAGGGGUGGAGGGGAGGCAGAGAUCUAAAAGAUGGAGAAGAGCAGGAGGAGGAGGAGAGUAAUAGAGUACUAGAGGGAAGGGAAGAGCAGGAUGGUCAGGACAGCAGAAUGGAGAUGAGUGGAGAGAAGGAUGAGUGGAGAGAUAGAACUGGUGGUUUAACAGAUGAUGAUGAUGAUAUUGAAAGGUGGAUCAGUCAGGUGGAAGCUGGUAAGGAUUUUACUCCUCUGGUGACCAUCCUUUGUCCAGCAAGUAAGCAGCAGGACCUGAAUUCCAAAAGCAGAAUGGGACCCCCGGUUUCAGCACCUAUAGAACCACAGAUGCACAUGUGCCAUCAACUUGCAGACUUGACCAAGAAACCUGACCGUGACUGUGGGUUCUGUGGAGAGAGACUGAUAUUAAGUCUAUGUCUCUCAGCUGCUGCUUUGAUAUUUCCACUACUUGUGUGGGCAGGUUUUGAGCUGCUGCCUUUUUACACACCAAUAGUCACCAGUGCCCCCUUUAGGCUGGUCUACACACUGCGCUGUGCUUUCUUUGCCACAAUCCCUAUUGUUCUGGGUCUUUUGGUUGAGGGUGUGUCCAGGUUUAAGUCCGGAGCACUGAAGCCUCUGUUUGAGGGGAAUCAAGGGGUACGCGAGGUCAUCGUCCAUGGGGAUUAUGUCCGAGACUCACUACAUCUCUACCUACUGUACUUCAUCCAGCUCACUGCCACUGCAACCUACAUCCACCAGGACCAACUUAAACUGGUUCCCAUACUGACCAUCGUAUUUGUCAUUGGCAGGUUGGCAUACUGGGUGUGUCUGGUAAUUGGCAGCAAAUUUCGUUCUCUGGGUUUCGGACUCUCCUUCCUUCCUCUGCUGGUUCUGCUGGGAACUAAUCUCUACUUUGUCUGUUCAUCAAGUGGACAAGAUGUGGUGUUUGAUGUGGCCCCGCCCACCACAGCCCCACCCCCAAAAUUGAGGUGGUGGGGUUAAAUGGCCUGAACAGGGACGUUAAACUGCUUCUGGAAAUAAGAAACACUGUCAGUGGCCGUAUUUCAUAUGUUUUGAUGUACAUGACGUUUACUGGGAUCAGUUCAAAGGUGGCUCUCUUUAUUUCCCAGUUCCAUAUAAAUGGCCCAUCCUUUACCGCCCACCGCUCGGCAUGACUGGAACUAAACUCUUUCUUGACCCACAGUGAUUUUUGGUGGAUUUGGGACAGAGCCGCUGUUUGUGAUCUGAACCUAAACCUGCACGAAACCAACAGAGGUACCACUACCCAUCAGCCCCGGCGGCAGCGGCGUGCUGAAGGUCUCCGAUAUCAUGAUGGGUUGCAGACUUUAGCCUCAUUAGUAAAUAAGGAGCUUUAUUUUUUCUACACUAGAGCUCCAAGGCUGCAGUCCAUCCUGAGAUCUGACACAGGAAAUGAUUAUUAAUAGUGAAAAUAAACUUUGUGCUUUGUAA
Molecule: messenger RNA, 1976 nt
Organism: Astyanax mexicanus (Mexican tetra)
Lineage: Eukaryota; Metazoa; Chordata; Actinopteri; Characiformes; Acestrorhamphidae
Gene: tmem79a
Product: transmembrane protein 79a
Exons: 5
Coding region: 495-1508 (337 amino acids)
Biological process (GO): regulated exocytosis
Cellular component (GO): lysosomal membrane; trans-Golgi network membrane
Source: RefSeq, a predicted model, not a curated record